CUCCAGGCCCAGCAAUGCUUCGGCUUCGGCGUGGAGUGCGUCCCCCUCGUCGGGCCACAGCCGCCGAGGUUUUACCAUCACGCCUUCGUCGAAACCUUGCCAUUUGUCGAUCGACUUGCAAAUCUCAACAGACUCGCGUAUCAUCCGUCCAUUUACUUCCAGCAAGGGCAAGAGUCCUGUCCCCGAGAUGUCGUAUAUCCAUUCGGGCUUCUCACCAUAGGAAAGCAGAUUGAUGCGCUUCAAGGUGUAGGGCAUACACUUUUCUUCCAACGUCAUCCAAACCGAAGC
Molecule: messenger RNA, 288 nt
Organism: Nannochloropsis gaditana CCMP526
Product: glutathione s-transferase
Exons: 1
Source: RefSeq, a predicted model, not a curated record